AUGUCUGUAUUCUGGAACACGGUGCUUCUCAGCGGACUAUCUGUUGUUGUUUGCGCGCUUUACUUUAAAGUAUUGGUUCGAAGUGUUGUACAGUUCUUUAUAAUUCCACCAUCAAACUACAAGAUCCGCAUCAAAAAGGCAGUAUUAAGUACAGGUUCUGAUGGGAAUAAAACGCCAGUACUUGAUUUUUCGUGGAAGAAUGGUGCUGUUAGAAGAAAGCUAUUAUUGGCUGCUGAAGAACCUGGCGAAUACUCUAACAAAGAGCAUGGUAAUAGAAUCAAGAUUGCAAACGCGGAAAGAUCUAAUAUAAAAAAAUUCUUAGAAAGAAGCGAAAAGACUUCCAAAGUAUUGUUUGGGUUCUUCCACCCUUAUUGUAAUGCUGGAGGUGGUGGUGAAAAAGUGUUAUGGAAAGCUGUUGAAACCACUUUACAGAACUCUGCUGAUAAUAUAGCACUAAUAUACACAGGAGAUAAGGACACUAAUGCUGAAGAUAUACUAAAAAAAGUAAUUUAUACCUUUGGUUACAAUUUGGAUCCGAAAAGAAUAGCCUUUAUUUACCUAGAAAAGCGCAAAUGGGUUGAUAGCGCUAACUGGCCUUACUUUACAUUAAUUGGCCAGGCUAUUGGUUCGAUAGUCCUAGCUACCGAGGCAGCAAUCAAUUGUCCUCCAGAUGUAUGGUGUGACACAAUGGGCUAUCCUUUUGCUUACCCUUUUGUCAAAGGAUUUCUUAAUAUACCAGUUGUCUCAUACACCCACUAUCCGGUGAUCUCUACCGACAUGAUAAAUAAAUUACGCAAUAUGUAUGGUUUCAAGACAAAUUUCAGUAUAAUGGCGAAAUAUGUCUAUUGGAAGCUUUUCAUGAGUUGCUACAAGUGGCUGGAAUCGUCUGUUGAUAUAGUUGCAACGAAUUCGACAUGGACUAACAAUCAUAUCAAAGCCAUUUGGCAAUCGCAUCCUUCCAUUAAAAUUAUUUAUCCGCCAUGUUCAACUGAAAGUUUUGAGUUAAAAGAAAGUUCCGAUAAAUGGGAAAGAAAGCAUCAGGCUGUAGUUGUUGCCCAAUUUAGGCCCGAGAAGCGCCAUGAGUUAAUUAUACGGUCGUUUGCUAAGUUCCUCAGGAGUGCACCUUCGUCUGACAUGAAACUCGUCUUAGUCGGAUCAACCAGGGGUCAAGAAGAUAAAGAUUACAUUAGCAGAUUAGAGCAUAUUGCAUAUGUGGAACUACAGAUUCCAACGUUUAGAUUAUCUUUUCAGGUUGAUUGUAAUUAUGAACAGGUCAAGCGGUAUCUAAGAGAAUCAUCAUUUGGCAUAAAUGCUAUGUGGAACGAGCAUUUCGGCAUUGCAAUCGUUGAGUAUGCGGCCUCUGGUCUAAUAACACUUGCCCACGCAUCUGCAGGGCCAUUGUUAGACAUUGCGGUACCAUGGGAUGUUGACACCAACACACAGGCAACUGUUGCUAACAAAGAAAACAGAACUGGUUUCUUCUUUAAGGAUAAAAGUGACCCAGAUUAUCGCCAUACCGAUUCUACGUCAUUCCCAUCAUUAGAUGAGUUGCUAGUCCUUGUAGAUAAACUAUCAGACAAAGAGAAAAUAGGUGUCGCAACAAGAAGCAGGCUAUGUGUAUUGCAUAAGUUUUCAGACUCAAAAUUUUCAGAAGAAUGGACACAUGUUUUGGACGAGGUUCGUGUACUAGUUCAAAAGUAUCCCAUCGAGCAGUAA
Eremothecium sinecaudum is the source of this 1716-nucleotide messenger RNA. RefSeq names its product alpha-1,2-mannosyltransferase ALG11 (gene ALG11). Gene Ontology annotation, cellular component: endoplasmic reticulum membrane. The transcript has a single exon. Bases 1 to 1716 code for a protein of 571 amino acids. NCBI's taxonomy places the organism in Eukaryota, Fungi, Ascomycota, Saccharomycetes, Saccharomycetales, Saccharomycetaceae. Gene Ontology annotation, molecular function: GDP-Man:Man(3)GlcNAc(2)-PP-Dol alpha-1,2-mannosyltransferase activity. Gene Ontology annotation, biological process: protein N-linked glycosylation. The record is from RefSeq and is a predicted model, not a curated record.